AUGGAAGACAAGGGUCAAGUUAACAAUGACCCUACUAGUUCUCGGGGUCGAGAAAAGGCUAGCAAGGCAAAGAGGAGGGUAGAUAAUAAUACUUCCUCUUUUCUACCCUCUUUAGAGAUGACUAUGUCUUAUCCUCCACCACACGGCUAUACUGAGCUGCCACAACAUCACAAGGCAUACACCUUCAUCCAGACACCAGGUCUUUUAUCACAGGGCCAUAGGACUAUACUUCCGACAUACAGUCCAGGUGCCUCACAGCCACGUGGAUCGCAACCAUCUACAUCACAAUCACAUGGAUCGCAGGCAUCUGCAUCACAGUUACGUGGAUCGCAUCCCUACAUAUCACAGCCACAUGGAUCGCAUCCAUCCAUAUCACAGUCACUUGGGUCGCAGCCAUCAGUAUCACAACCACAUGGAUCGCCUCUAGCUAUGUCGCAGUCACAGGGAUUGCAACCAUCUUCAUCAUCGACUCCAUCCAUUUCAGGCCUUCGCCUGCAGAAGAUCAUCAUAGUCCCUGAGGGUGACGGUUCAAGCCGGAGCAAGUGUGUAUGGGAAGACCGCUAUAGCGUGGAAGUGGCUGCAAAUUUUUAUCAUAAAGCUCGCAAGAGAUUGGCGGAUUUUUUCUCGGAUGCUAGAAAGAAGAACAAGAGGCCUGGCUAG
Molecule: messenger RNA, 660 nt
Organism: Nicotiana attenuata
Lineage: Eukaryota; Viridiplantae; Streptophyta; Magnoliopsida; Solanales; Solanaceae
Product: putative protein TPRXL
Exons: 4
Coding region: 1-660 (219 amino acids)
Source: RefSeq, a predicted model, not a curated record